AUGGGACAGCAGCAAUGCGACACACCUGAAGCAGCAGGAAGAAGAGAACCUCUUGAAAGCAGCCAAAAGGAAAUUGAUCAUGAGUUUCCUUCAAUCGCCAGGCAAAACGUGGAAUUGGAAAGCCCAAUCUAUCCCACUGGUAUGAGAUUGGUCUUUAUUUUUGUCGCCCUUUGCUUGACAGUCUUCUUGGUCGCCUUGGACCAAACCAUCAUCGCCACCGCAAUUCCGACCAUCACCUCCGAAUUCCACAGCGUGGAAGACAUUGGAUGGUAUGGUAGCGCUUUCCUCCUGACGACCUGCAGCUUCCAGCUGUUUUUCGGAAAACUAUACACUUUACUACCUUUGAAGUGGACUUUCGUUGGUGCUGUGUUGAUUUUCGAGAUCGGCUCUGCCAUCUGCGGUGCUAGUCCGAAUUCUGUCGCCCUUAUAAUCGGACGAGCUAUUGCUGGCAUUGGAGGCGCGGGAAUAUUCUCUGGCGCACUUAUUAUCGUUGCUAAGUCAGUACCUCUAUCAAAGAGGCCAGCUUUCACGGGGAUACUUGGUGCCGUGUGGGGUAUAGCAAGUGUGGUUGGCCCUUUACUAGGCGGUGCUUUUACAUCCCAUGUCUCUUGGCGCUGGUGCUUCUACGUUAAUCUUCCAGUUGGUGCCGUAGCCAUCCCGGUCAUCAUCCUUUUUCUCUCUUCACAACCACCUGAAAAGCAGCUGAAGCGAAAUGCAUGGUCUGUGAUCAACCAAUUCGAUCCCCUUGGGACAAUCCUGCUCGUCGCCAGCAUCAUUUGUCUAUUGAUCGCACUUCAGUGGGGCGGAAGCCAAUACUCCUGGAGCGACGGGCGCGAGAUUGCAUUGUUGACAGUAUUCGGUGUGCUAUUCUUUGCCUGGGCCGUGGUGCAGUGGCGAAUUGGCGACAAUGCUACUAUACCGCUUCGUAUUCUCCGACAACGCACAGUUGCCUUUUCGACCUUCUAUAUUUUCUGUGGAAGCGCAUCUUUCAUCUUGCUCAUUUAUUAUUUGCCGAUUUGGUUUCAAGCAAUCAAAGGUGACUCCGCCAACCAGUCGGGAAUUCAUAGCCUGGCAACUGUGUUAAGUGUCGUGGUAUUUGCUAUUGGCAGUGGCCUGGGUGUCACCCUUGUGGGGUAUUACACCCCAUUCAUGAUUGCAGGAUCCAUGGUAAUGGCGGUUGGAGCGGGCCUCCUCCUCCUGUUCAAAGUCGAUACUCCUCUAUCGAUGUGGCUCGAAUUUCAAAUCGUGUUUGGUGCAGGGGCUGGUAUAGGACUCGAGCUCCCCAAUAUUGCUGUCCAAACGGUUCUUCCCGAAGAGGAUGUCUCUAUCGGGACAUCUUUGGGGGUCUUCGCUCGUUCUCUUGGAGGCGCCAUCUUCGUAUCCGUGGGACAGAAUGUUUUCAGCAACCACAUUGUCUCUGGCAUGAUCGCGCGGGUUCCUCAAAUAGAUCCAUCGGUUGUUCUUCAAGCAGGAGCAACAGAUCUUCAGCAAAGAGUGAGCCAAGUUAUUGUUAGUUUGGGUCUUGAUAAAGACGUAUUGACUCGGGUGUUGGAAGUCUACAGUGAUGCCAUUGUUCAGACAUUUAUGGUCGCCUUGGUGACAGCCUGUAUAUCAAUAAUUGGUGCCCUCGGUGUCGAGUGGCGUACAGUGAAAGGCUCUUCCAACACGCACAGCUCUACGCAAACAGUUGGAGGUGAAUGA
Messenger RNA from Penicillium salamii, 1701 nucleotides. Lineage: Eukaryota; Fungi; Ascomycota; Eurotiomycetes; Eurotiales; Aspergillaceae. The record is from the annotation of a GenBank genome assembly.